Molecule: messenger RNA, 1122 nt
Organism: Lingula anatina
Lineage: Eukaryota; Metazoa; Brachiopoda; Lingulata; Lingulida; Lingulidae
Biological process (GO): microtubule-based movement
Cellular component (GO): microtubule cytoskeleton
Molecular function (GO): ATP binding; microtubule binding; microtubule motor activity
Source: RefSeq, a predicted model, not a curated record
CAUAAAGCAAUAACCUUUAUUCGUUUACUAUUAGUUUAAUACGCAAAACAAUUCUUGAAAUUGCAGAUAUACUUUCGUUAUGUUACCAUACAGAAAACUACCCUUAUUUAGUCGUAGUCCGGCGACUGAUAAUUUGUUUGAUCACGUGACCGUUUAGCUCCCUGCUGACCUAGUUUCUGAUACCACAACACGGUGCAUAUGUGUUGACGACUAUUGUAAAUGGAGUAGAUAGAAUAUUGAUUUCUUCAGUUAAACUAUCAAUCAUAUUCGGCGAGUCGUGAGAAACAUGAAUCUAUAAUCAGACACCCGAGACCUGUUGCCGCCUGGCCUUAAAAAGCUAAGAACGAAACUUCUUCAGUUAUCAGUAGAUAUUGCCCGGCUGAGAGAAAUCGAGUCUAAGUGUUGCAGCCACAGAAUCAAUUAACAGUAGCAAGAUGGACCAAAGAAUGUUGUCUUGCUUAGUCUGACGGACUCCUAGACGGGAAAUAAGAAAGCUGGUCCAACUGCCUGUAGUUCAUCUUAACCAUCUCCGCCUUGCUGUGGUAAGGUUACACUGUGCAAAGUGAUAAAAAAUAGAUAAAAAAGGAGAGCAUCCACAGACCCAGAGUCAUGUUAUUCAGCCAUCAGUGCAGCAAUGAGAUAAUGGUGCUCUGUGAGCAGUGAGGGAUGGGGAAUGGAGCCUCUGUCGAUACUGAGAAUAGCUCACCCAUAAAUAGGAAUAGAAAUACUAGCAGAUCCCACGCUGAUAUGUCCCGGUCUCCCCGAGGACACCAGGGCUUCCAAGAGCGUCAGCUUCAACAAGCUGACGACCAUGUGACCUUGGGUUCUCCGCAGGCCAAUCUUUGGAGCCAGGCAGCCGUGCGUGCGGCCGGGCGAGAGAACAACUAUGACUUGCAUGAUGUUGUGAGGGCAGCCCAAAAUCCUGAGCAUUUUACCACUAACAAUGAUGACCUGGUGUUUGAGACAUUCCACCAUGCCAGUGGUCAGGAGUUUCAGUGUCUGGUGCAGGGAGGGUUAAGAUUUUAUCUGGAUUCCUGGCAAACACAGCAAUGGCAGCCGUUUCCAGUCCAGUGGUACAAUGAAGGACACAUAACUGUGGAAAAUGUCAUUCAAGGAGAAACA